Messenger RNA from Tigriopus californicus, 2350 nucleotides. It is a transcript of the gene ChLD3, whose product is annotated as chitin deacetylase 1-like. Bases 641 to 2203 code for a protein of 520 amino acids. Lineage: Eukaryota; Metazoa; Arthropoda; Copepoda; Harpacticoida; Harpacticidae. Gene Ontology annotation, cellular component: extracellular region. Gene Ontology annotation, molecular function: chitin binding; protein binding. The record is from RefSeq and is a predicted model, not a curated record. Gene Ontology annotation, biological process: carbohydrate metabolic process. The transcript is spliced from 2 exons.
UGAUGUUUGCUGCCUGGCUGGCUGGUUGGUUGGCUGGUUGCCAGUCGCCAAGAGUGAUGAUGGAAGUCAUGAGGUUGGUGAACUAUGGUGACCCUUGACAUGCUCAUUUCCUUGAAGUGGAAAAGCUAUGCCUUCUCGACUCCCGCCAACCACCGACCUUACCAACCAACCAACCAACCAACCAACCAACCAACCAAUCUUCCAUCCAUCCAUCCAUUCAUCCAUCCAACCCACCAUCCAGCCCUCUCCCUCUCCUAAUACAGUGGUGAAGACUAUUAAUUCCGUCGAUGGUUCACCUAUAUACUGUAGUGGUGCUCCAACUCGCCCGGUCUCCUCAAGUCCCCCUUAAUCGCGCUGCCAAGGACCGUUAAGAUCGAGAAGCAUGAUUUUUCAUUUUCCCCACGAACACUUUCUUUAGGUCGGCAGGUUUUACGGGAGAUUGCCCCCAUGAAAGAAGUACGUUGGGUUAGUUAUGGGGGUAAAAAGCACACACUUCGAUGUCGACCUUUCAGUUUCCAAGCAAGCGUGAUCCGGUCGGUUCCUCUCGCGCCUCCAGUGAACUCUCGAAAGUUUGAGACACAUCCGAUCGAUCGAUCGUUCAAUGUGAUUCACAUUGAAGAUCUUACUUUCCUCCAACACUAUGAGCGGCCAACUGCUACAAGUGGCAAUCUUGGGUGUGAUCUUGUUCGGAUCACCUGCCCACGCCUUGAGGGAAAAAAUAUCUUGCAUCGAAAAUGGGAAAUUUUAUCGGAAUCCCAAUCGGGAUCCCAACGAGGUCUGGUCCGAUAAGCAUUGCAGUAAAUAUUUUUUAUGCAUCGAGGGCGAGGUGUACGACUUCAAAUGUUCCACGGGAUUGAGCUUUGACAUUAACAGGCAGAUUUGUGACUUUAAAGACAAAGUUGACAAUUGCGACAUCACGUCGGAAGUCACCACGCCCAAGCCGCUCUUCAACACUGAAGAGCCCAUUUGUCCCACCGGGGAACACGCUUGCGCCGAUGGGACGUGUUUGCCCACGCCCCUCUUUUGCGAUGGCCACGCCGAUUGCUACGAUGGGAGUGACGAAGGAUGGUGCGAUGCCGAGCAUGAUCCAAAUGCCGCCCCCUCGUGUGAUUAUUCAAAUUGUACCUUGCCCCACUGCUUCUGUUCGGUGGAUGGGACCUUGGUCCCAGGUGGUAUGGAUCCAUCAGAUGUGCCCCAGAUGGUGAUCAUCACCUUCGACGACGCGGUCAAUGACGAGAAUUGGGACCUCUACCAAGAGAAGCUCUUUCCUCCCGGCAAGAAGAACCCGAAUGGAUGUCCCAUUCAUGGGACCUUCUUCAUUUCGCACGAGUACUCGAAUUACGCCAUGGUGAACAAGUUGUGGAACCAGGGUCAUGAGAUUGCCGUCCAUUCGAUCACGCAUCGCAGUCCUGAGAAUUGGUGGGAUAAGAACGCCACCAUUGAGGAUUGGUUCGAUGAAAUGGUAGGCCAAGCUAACAUCAUUAAUCGCUUCGGAGGCGUCCGAAUGGAAGACAUUCGAGGGGUUCGCGUGCCAUUCCUGAGACCGGGAUGGAACAAGCAGUUUCUCAUGAUGAAGGAAUUUGGUUUCGUUUACGACGCGUCCAUUCCGGCCCCACUCAGUGAUCCGCCCAUUUGGCCCUACACGUUGGACUUUAAGAUUCCUCACAAAUGUAUCAGCAAUCGCAUGUGUCCCUCCCGUUCGUUCCCGGGCAUUUGGGAGAUGCCGUUGAACCAAUUGGUUUUCGAGGAAUACAGCUGUGCCAUGGUGGACAGUUGCCCCCCGUACUUUGACCAAGACGAGAUCUACGAGAUACUUAUGACCAACUUCAAUCGUCAUUACAAUUCCAACCGCGCUCCAUUGGGCCUCUACUUUCACACCACGUGGUUCAAAGACAAGAAGAACCGACGGGCGUUCCGAAAGUUUCUCGAUCAAAUGGUGUCUCGCAAUGACGUUUGGGUCGUAAACAACUACGAGGCCAUCCAAUGGAUGCAAUCCCCCACCCCGCAGGCCCAAAUGAACGACUUUCAGGCCUGGAAGUCGUGUGAUCAACCCAUUCCCAUCGAAGAACAGGCCUGUAACAUUCCAAACGUUUGCAAGUUGUUCUCCCGGGAGCUCCGGAAGCAAAGAUAUUUGUACACUUGCAAGGAUUGUCCAGAUACCUAUCCAUGGAUCAAAAACGAAUUUGGAAUGGAAUUUAAGUAGAGAAUACUCAUCUGUUUGGUGUCAAGCUCUACGACGUCAACUAGGAAGGAUAUCAAUCCUUGCGAUAGCAAGCACAUCAAUUGUUUUUAUUUUGAUGAAUACGUAUAUUGUAACUUCAUUUUAAGAAAAUAUAAAAUUCAAAUCUGA